Molecule: messenger RNA, 1125 nt
Organism: Colletotrichum costaricense
Lineage: Eukaryota; Fungi; Ascomycota; Sordariomycetes; Glomerellales; Glomerellaceae
Exons: 2
Coding region: 1-1125 (374 amino acids)
Biological process (GO): peptidyl-histidine methylation, to form tele-methylhistidine
Molecular function (GO): protein-L-histidine N-tele-methyltransferase activity
Source: RefSeq, a predicted model, not a curated record
AUGGCAUCAUUCUCCUUCGGAUUCGGCGGCGAUGACAUAGAGGACGACUCCGUUCCUGUCCCGGCCGCCGAGGCCUCCGCGCCCGCCCCGGAGCCCGAGACCCCGCAGUCCGCUGCAACAGCCAGUGCCUUUCCGGUGCCCGGCAAACCCCAGCUGCCGCCCACCACCCACGACCUGCAGGACAUGCUCUCCAAGCUGCCCUCAAAGGUCGCCUUCGGGACCCUGGACGUCACCCUGGACGACGGUAGCCUCAUCAAGAUCCCUCGUCGCGAGCUCUGGGACGUGCGAGUGCAGCUCAUGGCCGAGGAUGAGGCCGCCGGUGACGGUGCCGAUGCCGAAGGCCUCGGCAGCCACGAUGUCAAGACGGGCGUCUACGAGGGCGGUUUCAAGAGCUGGGAGAGCAGCGUGGACCUCGUCAAGGUUCUCGCCAGUGGCCAAUACUUGGACCUGCUCAAGCAACGGCCUCUCCGAGUGAUCGAGCUUGGAUGCGGCACAGGGCUUCCAUCGCUCGCUCUUUUGCAAUGGACCAUGAGGAAUCCAGCGCCGAGAUCGCCACUUUUGCUGACCCUGGCCGACUACAACCCGACAGUCUUGCAACUGGUCACGUUGCCCAACUUUAUCCUCGCCUGGGCUCUGGAACGCAGGGACCAGAACCCCGCCCUGGAGGAGGCCUUCGCGAUGGGAGACGAGCUCGAACUCACAUCAGAGGUCUUGCAGCAAUUCAAGGAGUUCCUGACGUCUUCCCAAAUCUCUCUCAAUUUCAUUUCUGGUGGCUGGUCAGUGGAGCUUGUUGAUCUUCUCUAUGAGACUCAGUCCAAGCUGGACGGGUCCAGCAGUUUCGAUACCCUUCUUAUUGGAGCGGAAACCAUCUACUCGCCCUUCGCACUUGAUGCUUUCAACGAGAUGGUCCUUGCCAUCCUCAAUAGAGAACAGAGCCAACGUAGCAACUGCCAGUCGCAGGCGCUGGUUGGGGCGAAGCGGCUUUACUUUGGCGUUGGAGGUUCACUCGAUGAUUUUGUGGAUAAGGCUAGGGGAAGAGGAGCAACGGUAACUCAAGUCAGGGAGGAGGCUGAGGGUGUUCGGCGAGGUGUCGUUCGAUGCACUCUGGGCUCGCCUCGUGAAUAG